Molecule: messenger RNA, 1149 nt
Organism: Laetiporus sulphureus 93-53
Lineage: Eukaryota; Fungi; Basidiomycota; Agaricomycetes; Polyporales; Laetiporaceae
Product: alpha/beta-hydrolase
Exons: 7
Coding region: 105-980 (291 amino acids)
Source: RefSeq, a predicted model, not a curated record
CGGUUACACGCCAUUAUCCCGCCAUAUACACUGCAGAGAUAACAUGGGCAGAAACGAAGCCCGCUGUUUCUCGUUUCCACGAGCUAUCUUGCUCAGUAACGUCGAUGUCGACGCCAAUCAAGCAGACCAUCGCUGUUGGCGGCAUUACCGUGCAUGUCUACUCACAGCCGAACGCAACGAAUGCAGCGGUUCCCGUGGCUGUCCUGUUCUUUUUGCACGGCAGGACCGGCUCGGCGCAGGAGUGUGAGUGGGUCGCACAGUCCACUUUGAAGUGGACGGAAGAGCAACGCAAGUCUACUGGAAAGCAGGCUCAAGAUCUACUUAUUGUGACCCUUGAUCAACGCAAUCAUGGUGCGCGCAUUAUUGAUGUGCAGGCGAACAGCGGGUGGAGGGAACAAGCACCCGCGAAGAACGACCGCCACGGCUUAGAUAUGUACGCAAUAUACACCGGAACGUCGAAAGAUGUAUCUUUCCUGAUUGAUUUCUUGCCAUCGUACUUGUACCCGUCCGGAGAGCGUGCUGUUGCGCAGUGGCUCGUAGGAGGGAUCAGUCUGGGAGGUCAUGCUACCUGGUAUACCUUGCGUAACGAGCCAAGGGUGAAGACCGGCAUUCCGAUUAUCGGCUGUCCGGACUACAUCAAGCUCAUGGCCGAACGAGCGGAGAAGAACGGUGUUCCCUUCGUGCCACCGUACAUACCCAAGUCACUCCUGGACUUCAUCCAAACGCACGAUGCAGCUGCGGCACCGUACACAUCCACCGACAGCUCUAACCCGUUCCUCGGAAAGAAAGUGCUUGUCCUGUCAGGCGCGGACGACAAGCUGGUGCCCUGGACGGCGUCACAAGAUUUUGUGGAGGGUUUGAACGUAGGGGAAAGUGGUGUGAAGCAGGUUGUUGUUGCGCCGGGAGUGGGUCAUGAGUGUACGCCAGACAUGGUGAAGAUCAUGUCAAAUUUUAUCUGGGAUCAAGUACUGGUUCUUUAAGGAGCUACAUCCGAGUUCACAACUGGCAUAGCGAUUAUGAAGGCUGAUGAGCAUAGUAGUAGGCGAGAGAUCAGGGUGGAUAGGUUCCCAGUCAAGGGCCAAGGCCGUAUUUUGUUCUAGACACCCAGUCACGGUACGACGGCCUUGCAACGAAUGAUAGUCGCGGCGC